ACCAAGCUGGAAAUUGGCCCCUGGAACUGGCUGAUAUUCCUCCUGUGUUCAUUAUGGGGCGUGUUCGGGGCCAUGCAGGCGGUGGGGACGGCGUUCCUGAGUCCCGCCACGGACCACUGGUGCUGGGUGCCGGAGCUGGCCAACUGGACCAACACCCAGGUCUGGAGCUUCGCCUUGCCCAGGAUCACCGUGGGAGGCGUACCACACCACUCUCAGUGCGAAAUGUUCGUUCGAAACUACAGUCGAUUGGUGGGAGUGGCCUGGGAGGACCGUCACCAGCACCUGCCCGAGGAGGAGAAGGAGGAGGUGCUCCUAACGCAGCCCUGCUCCAGUUGGCAGUACGACACACAAACCUUCCGCUCCACGCUAAUCUCCGAGUGGGACCUGGUGUGUGGGCGGGAGUCCCUCCGCUCUCUCAUCCAGAGCAUCUUUAUGUUCGGCUACUUCUUCGGCUCCCCGCUGGGCGGUUACUUCUCUGACAGGUUCGGACGGAAGCGCAUAAUGGGCGGGGCGUUGUUGGUAUUCAUCAUAGUGUCGGUGGCCGGGUCCUUCUCUCCCUCAUACCAGCUUUUCCUUCUCUGCCGCUUCCUCAUGGCGUUCAGUGGCACCGUCGUGUACCAGGCCGCCUACAUCCUAGUACCAAAUUAUCUGACAGAUUUUUCUAGUCAUGCAGACAGCAAGACACAACAACGUGGCUGA
This is a messenger RNA of Procambarus clarkii (red swamp crayfish), 699 nucleotides long. NCBI's taxonomy places the organism in Eukaryota, Metazoa, Arthropoda, Malacostraca, Decapoda, Cambaridae. The record is from RefSeq and is a predicted model, not a curated record.